AUGGCAGUCCUGUCCGCGGCGGUAGGCGAGGACGGUGUUGAUGUCGCACGGUAUUCGGCGGACGGCGAUAAGAAGUCAGAAAAUAGGGUGGGUGUGCAGUCUCUGAUGUGUUCUGUGUUUCUGUACACGGUUUUGGCGACCAUUUGUGCAGACGUGGACAAGAAGAAGAAGAAGAAGUCCAGGGAUGUUGAUGGAGGAUGCUUGCAGUCUUCUUGUUCGGAUGAUCUCAGCCUGCCGUCCGAAAUUGCAGACCUUAGUCACAGGUGUCGGGCAAAAUGGGGAUUGGGCUGUGCGAUCAGGUUGGCAAGUGUUGCUGAGAGGCAAUCACGGACGUUGUAUCAGGCACAGGUGUUGGGCGAAAAGGGAGAUGGGGCUGUGCGAUCUGGUUGGCAGCUGUAGCUGAGAGGUUGCCUGGAGGCCAUUGUAGUCUUUGUAUCUGGUAAGUCGUUGGAG
Chara braunii is the source of this 453-nucleotide messenger RNA. The record is from the annotation of a GenBank genome assembly. NCBI's taxonomy places the organism in Eukaryota, Viridiplantae, Streptophyta, Charophyceae, Charales, Characeae.